AUGUCCUUGAGCCCAAAGCACUCAACUCCUUUCUCAGUGACAGAUAUUUUAAGCCCGAUCGAGGAGACCUACAGAAAGUUUGGAGGCAUGGACAGUACAGGGAACCUCGCGUCUUCGCUGGGCGCAUACCGACAAACUCAGGUGUCUCAACCAGGCAUCCAGCAGCAUUCCAUGUGCCAUAACACCGGGGUGGCGAGCACCUAUCACAUGCCACACAGCGUCUCCCAAUUUUCCAGUGCCAUUGGAGGCUACUGUAAUGGGAGCAUCGGGAAUAUGGGAGACCUCCCGUCUUACCAAGACACAAUGAGAAACGGCGCAGCAGCAACUGCAUGGUAUAGCGCAAACACCGAACCCCGCUACCCAACAAGGAUGAACAUGACCGGGAUGGGGACGUUGGCAGGGAUGGAUCCUACCAAAUCCAUGGUCACCUUACACUCUGCGCCCAGGAGAAAACGACGGGUGUUGUUCUCUCAGGCCCAGGUGUACGAGCUGGAGAGGCGCUUUAAGCAGCAGAAAUACCUGUCGGCACCCGAGAGAGAACACCUGGCAAGCAUGAUCCACCUGACGCCGACCCAGGUAAAAAUUUGGUUUCAGAACCACAGGUACAAAAUGAAACGCCAAGCAAAGGACAAAGCGAACCAGCAGAUUCAACAGGAGAACGGCAGUGUGUGCCCACAGCAACAGUCACCGAGGCGGGUAGCAGUCCCGGUUCUCGUGAAGGAUGGCAAACCAUGCCAGAACGGGUCAAGCAUACCGACGUCUGGGCAUCAGCAGGUGCAGCAGCAGCAGAACGUGUCCGGUGGUGCGAUGACGGCAUCGGGCAGUGCGGUGGUCAAUCACCAUAACCAGCAGGUGAAUAAUCCGUUAUCAUCCGAAGAACUGGAGGAAAUGUCCCCCAGUUCCCCUAUUCUACACAGCCAGAUAAACAUGGCUCAGACUGACGCGGGUCUCAUCGAGUACACCAAUAACAUGGUCAGUUCAAACCUGCUUUAUGGCAGAACUUGGUAA
Molecule: messenger RNA, 1008 nt
Organism: Salvelinus namaycush (lake trout)
Lineage: Eukaryota; Metazoa; Chordata; Actinopteri; Salmoniformes; Salmonidae
Product: homeobox protein Nkx-2.4-like
Exons: 2
Coding region: 1-1008 (335 amino acids)
Biological process (GO): cell differentiation; regulation of transcription by RNA polymerase II
Cellular component (GO): nucleus
Molecular function (GO): RNA polymerase II cis-regulatory region sequence-specific DNA binding; DNA-binding transcription factor activity, RNA polymerase II-specific
Source: RefSeq, a predicted model, not a curated record